UCAUUCUUACUCUCUAAAGUAGAGAUAGCCAGAACUAGAAGUAAAAAUAAUUCUAAUUCUGUUCAAACAAAAAUGUUUGAUGUCCGUCCAAAAACAGUGACAAAGGAAAUGGUUAAGUCCUUAGUAUUUGAUUAUAUUGUCAACGAAAUGUGUCCAUUAAGGACAUGUGAAAAACAGAGUUUUAAACGUUUGAUUGUUGGACUUACUGGAUCAAACGACACAAUUAUACCCAACAGAAAACAACUUUCAAAACAUUUAGAUUACAAAUAUGAAACAUACGUAUCUAUGUUAACGGAUUUGAUAGUAAAGAAUAGUUUUAUUUGUACAACAGCUGACAUAUGGAGUACAAACAACCGAAGUUACAUGGGAAUGACAUGUCACUUAAUUGAUGAAGAAACAUUUGUCCGGCAUUCAUAUGUCCUUGGAUGUAAACGAAUUAAGGGAAGCCAUAACUACCAAAAUAUUGCCGAAGUUAUAUCAAAAAUAACACAAAUAUACAACAUUGAACAUUCAAAAAUAACUCAUAUUAUUACAGACAAUGCUGCAAACUUUGGAAAAGCAUUCCGGGUGUACUCUACUUCUCCAAACAUUGUUCAAAAAGGAAAAAUUAAUGAUUUAGGUAAUUUUGAUGAAAAUAGUUCUGUUACUUCAAAUUCUGACAGUGGAUCAGACUGUUCAAAUUUUGACUUAGAAAAUGUAGAAUUCAAUGACUUGUUUUUAACUGCUGAAUCAAACACAAAGAACGAUGGUACACUUUGUCUACCAAGACAUAUGCUUUGUUGUGCUCACACGUUAAAUUUAAUUGCAGCAAGUGACAUUUCAAAAAUUUCUGAUAACAAUUAUAACAAAAUAUCCAAAUCUACUUUUACUAAAUUGACAAAUUUUUGGAAUUUAGCAAGUCGAAGUACCGCAGCAUCUGAUAAAGUGUAUGAUAUUUGUAAGUGCAAGUUUCCAGUUCCAGUAGUGACCCGGUGGAAUUCAUUAUACGAUGCAACCCAAAAAAUUUUAGAUCACAAAAUGAACAUAGGAAUAAUAUUUGAACAGUUACAUUUGCCCAAAUUGAAAAAUAAUGAGUGGGGGUUCAUAAAUGAAUAUUGUAAGGUUAUGAAACCAUUAGCCUUUUCAUUAGACAAGUUGCAAGGUGAAACAAAAAGUUUCUUGGGGUAUGUUGCUCCUACUAUAUUAGUGCUAAGAAAGUUACUGAUACUGAAUCAAUCUGAACAGUUAAUGUAUUGUAAACCUUUGAGUCUUACAUUAUAA
Messenger RNA from Aphis gossypii (cotton aphid), 1260 nucleotides. RefSeq lists its product as uncharacterized. NCBI's taxonomy places the organism in Eukaryota, Metazoa, Arthropoda, Insecta, Hemiptera, Aphididae. The record is from RefSeq and is a predicted model, not a curated record. The transcript has 3 exons. Bases 73 to 1260 code for a protein of 395 amino acids.